Messenger RNA from Saccoglossus kowalevskii, 333 nucleotides. RefSeq lists its product as uncharacterized. The record is from RefSeq and is a predicted model, not a curated record. Lineage: Eukaryota; Metazoa; Hemichordata; Enteropneusta; Harrimaniidae.
AUGAUCAACAAAUUGCCAAGUGAACUUGUGAAAGUUUACGACACCAUCAUACAAGAUCAACUUAAGCAGGGCUUCAUCGAGGAAGUCACCGAUGACGAUCGAGAAAUCGGACACUACCUACCUCAUCGAUCGGUCUCGAAGGACAGCGAGUCCACUCCGAUCAGAAUUGUAUAUGAUUGUUCAGCAACUUCAAAACGGGAUCAACCCAGUUUAAAUCAAUGUUUAGUCACCGGACCGCCACUGCACAACUCGCUGACGUCGAUACUAAUUCGAUUUCGCUCAAACCCAAUAGCUAUGACGGCAGACAUUGAGAAGGCAUUUCUGCAGAUAUAG